GCGGCGGCCGCUCAAGGAGGCGCCAUGGAGGCCGAGGCGGCCCCGGAGCGCGCCGGCCCGAGCGGGGCGCCCGACGAGGACGCGAGGGCCCUGGACGAGUUCGUGGCCCUGCACGGCCCCGCGCUGCGCGCCUCUGGGGUCCCCGAGCGGUACUGGGGCCGCCUCCUGCACAAGCUGGAGCACGAGGUUUUCGAUGCAGGGGACUGGUUUGGAAUAAUGCAAGUAGAAGAGGCAGAGGAAGAGGAGGAUGAGGCGGCCCAGGAGGUGCGGAGGAAGCAGCCCAACCCGGGCAGCGAGAUGUGCUACAAGGUCAUUGUGACCAGCGAGAACGGGCUCCAGGCUGCUGACCCCAACAGCAUCUUCCUCAUUGACCACGCCUGGACGUGCCGCGUGCAGCAUGCCCGCCAGCAGCUGCAGCAGGUGCCAGGGCUGCUGCACCGCAUGGCCAGCCUGAUGGGUGUCGAUUUCCAUGGCGAGCUGCCCAGCACGGAGGCCGUGGCCCUGGUGCUGGAGGAGAUGUGGAAGUUCAACCAGACCUACCAGCUGUCCCACGGGACCGCCGAGGAGAAGGUGCCAGUAUGGUACAUCAUGGACGAGUUUGGCUCACGGAUCCAGCACGCGGACGUGCCCAGCUUUGCCACUGCGCCCUUCUUCUACAUACCCCAGCAGGUGGCCUACACACUGCUGUGGCCCCUGCGGGACCUGGACACAGGCGAGGAAGUGACCCGGGACUUUGCCUACGGAGAGACGGACCCCCUAAUCCGGAAGUGCAUGCUGCUGCCCUGGGUCCCCGCCGACCUGCUGGACCUCAGCUAUUCCACGCCUGAGCCGCCUGCCGACUACUACCAGGCCAUCCUGGAAGAAAACAAGGAGAAGCUGCCACUACCCAUCAGCCCGACAGCGCGUCCCAGUGACCACGUCUUCAAGGUCUACACCGACAUGCGCCAGGUGCUCAGCCACCUCUCCCACCCCCGCUUCGUCUUCACCCAGAGCGAGGCCGACGCCGACAUCCUGUACAACUUCUCCCACUUCAAGGAUUACAGGAAGCUGAGCCAGGAGCGGCCAGAAGUGCUGCUGAACCAGUUCCCCUGUGAGAACCUGCUGACGGUGAAGGACUGCCUGGCCUCCAUCGCGCGCCGGGCUGGGGGCUCUGAAGGGCCCCCCUGGCUGCCCCGUACCUUCAACCUGCGCACAGAGCUGCCCCAGUUUAUCAGCUACUUCCAGCAACGGGAGAGGCGGGGCGAAGACAACCACUGGAUCUGCAAGCCCUGGAACCUGGCCCGCAGCCUGGACACGCACAUCACCAGGAGCUUGUGUAGCAUCAUCCGGCACCGGGAGAGCACCCCCAAGGUGGUGUCCAAGUACAUCGAGAGCCCCGUCCUGUUCCUACGAGAAGAUGUGGGCAAGGUCAAGUUCGACAUCCGCUAUGUGGUGCUGCUACGGGCCGUGCAGCCCCUUACCCUGUUUGUGUACGACGUGUUCUGGCUGCGCUUCUCCAACCGGCCCUUCGCCCUCGACGACCUGGAUGACUACGAGAAACAUUUCACUGUCAUGAACUACGACCCAAAUGUGGUGCUUAAACAGGUACACUAUGACGAGUUCAUCCCUGAGUUUGAGAAGCAAUACCCUGAGUUCCCCUGGAGUGGUGUCCAGGCCGAGAUCUUCCAGGCCCUCAGGGAGCUGUUCCAGGUGGCUUGUGCCCGGCCCCCCCCCAUGGGCCUCUGCGACUACCCCUCCUCGCGGGCCGUCUAUGCCGUCGACCUCAUGCUCAAGUGGGGCAGCCAGGCAGAUGGGCGGCGAGUGAUGCAGCCACAGAUCCUGGAGGUGAACUUCAACCCAGACUGCGAGCGGGCCUGCAGGUACCACCCCAGCUUCUUCAACGACGUCUUCAGCACCUUGUUUCUGGACCAACCCAAUGACUGCCACAUCACCCGCCUGCUCUAGGCGCUGGCAGCCAGGGCCCCAGCCCUCCCACCUCUCCUCCCUGCCCCCUCUCUGAAGCCCUUGGCCCUGCUGUACACCCUGGGGGCGCAGGAUCCUCCCCAGGCAGCUGAGCUGCACCCCAGGCCUACAGUCCCCAGCUCAGCCGAGGGCUCAGUUCUGGAUGCCAGGAGAGGCUGUGUUGGCAGUACCUCUGGGAGGCGCGGGCCACUCUAUGGGACAGGCAGGCCAGCCCAGCUCUUGAUCCUCUUUGCUGCAUUGGUACCCCAGGUUCUGUGGGAUGGGGCAAAGCCUUAGCCCCCAUCCCAGCUCUACCAGCAAACCUCCCAGCAGGCUCCAGCUGGGAGGGGCUUUCCCCUUCCUCUGGGAAGUCAGACCAUAUUGUCCCUGCCUGGCAGCCCCUGGGCACACCACCAGGCGCAGCCUUGUCUGAGGGUCUUGGGAUGCCCCAGGCAGUGGGCAGCCAGGAAGUGCUGCUUCCAGGGCACCUUGGUGCCAAGGCCAGCAGCCAUCUACCAGGAGCCCGAGUGUAGGGCUCUCAUUAGUGUUUAUUAAUGGGGGAGAAGGUAAAAUUCUGUUGUUUCCUUGUCUGAGUUCGAGGCAGCUGCCAGCAUGUUGUGCAGCCAACUCUCCAAUGGGCGGGAGCUGCUUCCAGAACAUUCCAGGAGCAGAAGGGUGGGGCCUGGUGGCAGUAGUUUCAUUUUUGAAGCAAAAUAGUGUUCCUCCUAUAGUAAAACUGGAUGUGUCUGCACCUCCCAAACCUGGGUUGGCUGGGGCACCUUGGCCACCACAGAGCAGCCCCCUGCUGGGGCGCCCCUGCCCCCAAGCCUUCAGUAUUGUACCACAAUAAAACGUGCCUUCUUUUA
Ochotona curzoniae (black-lipped pika) is the source of this 2807-nucleotide messenger RNA. RefSeq names its product tubulin tyrosine ligase like 12 (gene TTLL12). The coding region runs from base 25 to 1944 and encodes 639 amino acids. The transcript is spliced from 14 exons. Gene Ontology annotation, biological process: protein modification process. The record is from RefSeq and is a predicted model, not a curated record. NCBI's taxonomy places the organism in Eukaryota, Metazoa, Chordata, Mammalia, Lagomorpha, Ochotonidae.